This is a messenger RNA of Aaosphaeria arxii CBS 175.79, 1209 nucleotides long. RefSeq names its product Molybdopterin binding protein. Bases 194 to 1090 code for a protein of 298 amino acids. The record is from RefSeq and is a predicted model, not a curated record. NCBI's taxonomy places the organism in Eukaryota, Fungi, Ascomycota, Dothideomycetes, Pleosporales. The transcript is spliced from 4 exons.
CCACGCUGUUUCUCGAAGACUUCUGACUUCAUGCACCUAGCUACUCAGUCAAUCCUCCAUUGCGAUUGAGGUCCCCUGAAGAUCAAUGUUCAGCAGGCUCAACCAAGUAGCCAGACACCUCACGCGACCCCUGCCAAACUUUUCACACCUCUCCGCAGCCAAUCCGCGAUCUCCAUCGAUAACGUCAUCGACCAUGGCCGGCGUCACGACGACACAGCAGAAGUCGCUCAUACAUACGGCGGCAUGUUUGAUCAUUGGUGACGAAGUAUUGGGCGGCAAGACAGUGGACACAAACUCGGCAUACUUGGCCAAGUUCUGCUUCUCACUGGGUAUCAACCUCCGGCGCAUCGAAGUGAUUGCCGAUGACGAGGCCGAGAUCAUAGAAGCUGCGCAACGCAUGUCCAAGAACUAUGACUUUGUAGUCACAUCGGGAGGAAUUGGUCCUACACACGACGAUAUCACUUACCAAUCGAUAGCUAAAGCGUUCGGGCUACCUUUGAAACUACACGAGGAGGCGUACGAGCGCAUGAGACGACUAUCAAAACCUCACAAAUCACAGCCCAACUUUAGUUGGGACACUCCUUCCGCCGCACUGACAGCGAAGAAGCGUAUGGUCGAACUGCCACUGGACGACUCAAGACCUUAUGAGGACCAGGUCGUGUUCGUAGACGACAAUUUAUGGGUGCCUGUCAGUGUUGUGAAUGGCAAUAUCCAUAUAUUGCCUGGUGUUCCCAGAAUCUUCGAGUCCAUGCUGGAUGGGCUGAAACCUCGCUUGCUACCUAGAUUGACCGAUCCAGAAGGAAAGGGCGUUUACCGGAUUUUGAUAUCCACUCCCAUGGCUGAGAGUGCAAUUGCAGAGUACCUGACGCAAUUGGCGAGCAAGGCCGAACCCAAGGGAGUCAAAGUAGGUAGCUACCCACGCUGGGGCAUGGAAAACAACACAGUCACACUUGUCGGUCGGGAUGUAGAAUACAUGGACUCACUCGUCGCCGAGGUGGAAAAGGCUGUCCAAGGCCAUCGAGUAGCGGUCGAAGGGGAGGACGAUAAACCAUCGUCUGACACAGAGGCGGGCAAACUAAAGUCCGGCUAAGCGGAUGUCUGGACACUCUCCGCUGUGCGUAUGUACAUACAUAGGAGAGUGAUGCUGGGUCAGGAUCAGAGGGAAACAUGUCGUUGUCAAAAUAGAAAACCGAGGUUGCUCGACAUGAC